Molecule: messenger RNA, 639 nt
Organism: Rotaria sordida
Lineage: Eukaryota; Metazoa; Rotifera; Eurotatoria; Philodinida; Philodinidae
Source: the annotation of a GenBank genome assembly
AUGUAUGAUCGUCUGCGACUCAUUCGUUUUCCUAUGCCGAUCGUUGAUGCUGUUCGACAGGCUAUUCUAACUGGUUGGCCACGUGGUAUACAACUUGAGCAACAACGUUUAGGUGCUCAUGAAUUCAAACUGUACGGAAGACCUUGGUUGGGACAAAGUGUUGAGGCUAUACCUGCGCGUAUUCUUAUAAUGACUGUUCUCUCUGCAUUAUAUCAUCAUGGAUGGUAUCUUCUAACAGCAGCUGAUGUUUCAAAGAAGGAGCAAGACAAGGACUCCCUUUUCUUUCGACUUGGUUCUCCACCCUCACCAACACCAUUCUUUGCUGUUUCAUUCAACGAAUCAGACAAGUUGCGUUUAAUUGGUGCUCCAGAAAAUCUCAUAGAGCCAGUGCAACAAACUAUCGGUCGAGCAAAUAUUCAACGAGAAGAAUGGCGUGACAAUGGAGCAGCCUAUCAAUUGAAACUGCGUGGCAAUCCAUGGUGGGGCAGUGGGGAUGAAGCUAUCACCGCUCGCGUGACAUUGUUAGCUCUGCUCGACUGCUUUAAUUCGUUUGGUUGGGAACUCUAUGCAAGUAUUGACAUCAGCGGUGAAUCAGGCAGCGAUACGGACAGCUGGUUCUUUCGGCAGAAGACUCAGUAA